This is a messenger RNA of Penaeus vannamei (Pacific white shrimp), 1655 nucleotides long. Lineage: Eukaryota; Metazoa; Arthropoda; Malacostraca; Decapoda; Penaeidae. The record is from RefSeq and is a predicted model, not a curated record.
CCACGCAGCUUGGCACACACCCUGGGGUCUACAACAGCACCUGCCCUGAGCACAGGUGCGUUGAGGAGCUUCACCUGGUGUGCUUGGACGGCCUGUGCAAGUGCCUGAUGGGUUACAGUCCAGACUCACAAGGUGGAUGCAAGAGCGAUGCCAUCAGCGUUGUGGUGACAUGGAUUUCCCGCGCAAUCAUCACAGCCUUUGUCUUGUUCAUCUGUGUCGUUAUACUUUACCUGAUGUUCAGUCGCGGCUCAAGAAGCCCCUGCCCAACCCCGUCCCUCCCCCAGGCGAGAGCGGCGAGGCUCGGGGGCGUCGCUGCUGGAGAGCGAGGGGAGCGGCCGCACCUGCUGGUACGACGCGCCCCCGCCCUACGUGGAGGCCGUCCCGCCGCCGCCGACCUACCAGGAGGCCAUGUCGAGUGCGGAGAAAGCUUCCCCAGCAAGCGAGGCGCAGCCGGGCUCUGGCGCCGACCCCGCCGCCCCGGCUCCGCCCCGCGACGUCCCGGGGCUGACCUGCACGACGGACGCGCCGAUCCGGGACUUCGCAAGGACGUCUUGCGACUUCGACCUCCCUUCGCCCUUCGACACGAGGCCACCGCAGGAACGAGUCACUCCGCCCCACCGGAGCGCCGAGCGCCCUCUCACCGCGCAGCACAAUGACGUGGCAAUACACAUAUGAGAAGGUUUCGAGGCUGGCUUUGCGCUUUUUUUUUAUGAAUCUGGCCUUUGCCGCCUCACGAACGAGGGACGAGUCUGGACGCGGCUGACCAGACACGCAAAGGAAGGCCGAAUGAUUUCCUCGAAUUCAAGCCGAUGAGCGGUCGUUGCCUGGGAUCCUCUGCGGUAGUGCCGCUGGGAAAGGGAUCCUGGGUGUAAAGAGAUCGAUUUUUUUCAAAUGAAUAAAGUUCUCUUUUUAACUAUAACCAAUUGGUUCAAUAGUUAUAAUACUGUAUAUUCUAUCUUUGUUUCUGAUUCAUAUAAAGAUACCAUACACUAUGCCAUUGCCAUUUAAAUGUUAGUAUGACUGACUAGUAUGUUACUCAAUGUAUUAGUAUGAUUUCAGUGACAUGUCAACAUACCUGACUGUGCUUUCGGCGCUGUCAAUACGUUAGUACAUUUGACUCAGUGUUUUGUCACUGUUAGUGUUCGUAUAUUUGACAGUGUUUUGUCACUGUUAAUAUGUUUAGUACUUUUGACUCAGUGUUUUGUCACUGUUAAUAUGUUUAGUACUUUUGACUCAGUGUUUUGUCACUGUUAAUAUGUUUAGUACUUUUGACUCAGUGUUUUGUCACUGUUAAUAUGUUUAGUACUUUUGACUCAGUGUUUUGUCACUGUUCAUACGUUAGUACAUUUGACUGAAGGUUAUGUCACUGUAGUAUAUUUGACACGGUAUUUGUCUACACUAACGGUAUUUAUCUAUGUUCUUUGUGGUUCCCACCCUAUGACAUCCCAGAUUUUUUAGUCGUGACAUUUUCAUUUCAGUGUCCCUUUAUGCCUGAAGAAGUGGCAAAAAGCAUUCAUUCAUGUGAGUCAUAUGAACGAUGUCAUUUUCGAAUGAGAUCUUCAUCAUCUGUUUUCCACUUUUCGGAAAUUUUUAGAUUUUUUGGGGCGUCAAUCCUAUCCCGUUUUCUUUAUUUCAAUAAAAAAAGAUGAGUUAAA